AACUCUGCACAUGCUGCUAACAUCACUGUGAACGAUUAUUAUUGUUGGCCUUUCGUAAAAUGAAAUAAUAAGAAAACCCGGUCGUAUAUUAAUAUUAGUUAAAGGUUAAUAAAUUCGAAGCCAAAAUGUCUUUGCUUGUUACGCUUUCAAGGAAUAUGAUAUAUAGCGCCAUGCAGUACGAAAAAACCAUAUUCAAAGUUGCGGACUGGCCGGCCUUUACCAGUAUUUAUAAGCGAAACUUAUCAUUUGAAGAAAAACGGGCUCGUGGGCCUUUAGUACGUCGUUAUGGUUACAAGGAUAAAAUAUUACAAGGGGGUCUGAUACCUCACUGGGACAAUGGUCGAAAAUUGCCUAUGCCCGAUUAUCGUCCUAAAAACCCAUGGACUACAAAGCGAGCACUUUUUGGCCAAAACGACUAUAUUGACAUUUUGGGUAACGAUAGUUUGCAUCCCACUCGUGUUUUAUAUUCGGUACCCUCUUGGUUACGUGGUGUUUCCGGCAACGAAUACCAAGUGUUGUUACGUAAACGUAAAAUUCUUAAACACACAGUUGCUCCCAUCGCUAGACCGACAAAAUGGAAACAUUUACAAAAGCGCAUUUUGUAUUUAUAUAAAUUCUUAAACCGUAAAACGAAGACUGGUGGCACAAAUCAAUAAAUUAAGAUAUUAAUGUAUUGGAGUAAAUGUAAAAUAUAGAAUGAAUUCUAACUUUUAAAGCAACAACGCAAACGAAUUUAAUUUGGAAACUUUUAGAAACGAUGCAGACUGCUUUUAAUCGCAAAUUUAACGAAACGAAAGCUAAUAUAUUCGAAUCUUUUUUUUUUCAAAGAAUUUUAGUUAAAUAAUUUUACUAUAGUUGAUGUAUUUAUAAAUGUGCCACAACAAAAUGUUUUUAAGCUAUAAUUGUAUUUGAGUAAUUUCAGUAAUAACAAGUUUUCUAGAAUAUUUGGAACGUUUCAUCAUACAUCAUACAUACAAUAAUGGAUGGCAGCUAUUGUAAGUGUUGUAAGAAAAUAAAUAAAAUUAAGUUA
Glossina fuscipes is the source of this 1030-nucleotide messenger RNA. RefSeq names its product 39S ribosomal protein L51, mitochondrial (gene mRpL51). The coding region runs from base 126 to 656 and encodes 176 amino acids. Gene Ontology annotation, molecular function: structural constituent of ribosome. The transcript has a single exon. Gene Ontology annotation, biological process: translation. The record is from RefSeq and is a predicted model, not a curated record. Gene Ontology annotation, cellular component: mitochondrial large ribosomal subunit. NCBI's taxonomy places the organism in Eukaryota, Metazoa, Arthropoda, Insecta, Diptera, Glossinidae.